AUGGGGGAGCCGGCGUUGGACAAUAGUGCGGUGUCUCCUCCACCACAGUCGCUUAUUGAGAGGCUCAAAGAUUACGGCCAAGAAGAUGCCUUUGCCCUUUGGGACGAGCUCUCUCCAGAAGAACGAGACCACCUCGUCAAGGAUAUCGAGAGCUUAGAUCUUUCGAGGAUUGAUCGGAUCAUUCGAUGUUCAUUAAGCUCACAAGGGCUUCUUGCAGCAGCUGUAGAACCAGUUCCGGAAAGCAAUGUGUCGAGCGUGGAGGAGCGCUCAAUGGAAGAAAGAGAGAGGUGGUGGAAGAUGGGAUUAAAGGCCAUUUCUGAUGGAAAGUUGGGCGUUCUUCUUUUAUCUGGUGGACAGGGUACCCGCCUUGGAAGUUUGGAUCCGAAAGGAUGUUUCAACAUUGGACUUCCAUCCGGUAAAUCGCUUUUCCAACUUCAAGCGGAGAGAAUUUUACGUGUCCAAAUUUUAGCAUCUCAAUCUGUCAAUGAGGGUUCUGCAAGGUUUACACCAAUACAUUGGUACAUAAUGACUAGCCCAUUCACUGAUGAGCCAACUCGCAAAUUCUUUGAAAGCCAUAAAUAUUUCGGCCUUGAAGCUGAUCAAGUCACCUUCUUCCAGCAGGGUACAAUUCCUUGCGUGUCAAAGGAUGGUAGAUUCAUAAUGGAGACUCCAUACAGAGUAGCUAAAUCUCCAGAUGGAAAUGGAGGAGUUUAUUCAGCUUUGAAAUAUUCAAAGUUACUGGAAGAUAUGGCUAUGAGAGGCAUUAAAUACUUGGAUUGCUAUGGAGUUGACAAUGCUUUGGUCCGUGUCGCAGAUCCAACUUUCCUCGGUUAUUUCAUUGAUAAAGGUGUGGCUGCUGCAGCAAAAGUUGUCCGGAAGGCAUACCCACAAGAGAAAGUUGGUGUUUUUGUAAGGCGAGGGAAAGGUGGACCACUCUCUGUGGUUGAAUACAGUGAGUUGGACCCAUCACUGGCCAGUGAAAUAAACCAGGCAACUGGCCGCCUUCGCUUUUGUUGGAGUAAUGUUUGCCUGCAUAUGUUCACUUUGGAUUUUCUGAACCAAGUAGCAAAUGGUCUUGAGAAAGACAGCAUCUAUCAUCUAGCAGAAAAGAAAAUUCCUUCAGUACAUGGACAUACAGAAGGAUACAAACUCGAACAAUUUAUAUUUGAUGCGUUUCCUUAUGCACCAUCCACAGCACUCUUUGAGGUAUUGCGCGAAGAGGAAUUUGCACCAGUGAAAAAUGCCAAUGGAUCAAAUUUUGAUACGCCAGAAAGUGCUCGUCUGCUUGUUCUUCGUCUCCAUGCUCGUUGGGUGGUUGCUGCUGGUGGCUUCUUGACACAUACUGUGCCCCUGUAUGCAACAGGUGUGGAAGUUUCACCACUUUGUUCAUACACGGGGGAAAAUCUAGAGGCCAUUUGUCGUGGAAGAACAUUUCAUGCACCCUGUGAAAUCUCAUUUUAG
Molecule: messenger RNA, 1461 nt
Organism: Fraxinus pennsylvanica
Lineage: Eukaryota; Viridiplantae; Streptophyta; Magnoliopsida; Lamiales; Oleaceae
Source: the annotation of a GenBank genome assembly